Molecule: messenger RNA, 3531 nt
Organism: Scylla paramamosain (green mud crab)
Lineage: Eukaryota; Metazoa; Arthropoda; Malacostraca; Decapoda; Portunidae
Gene: Csas
Product: N-acylneuraminate cytidylyltransferase A-like
Exons: 7
Coding region: 251-949 (232 amino acids)
Molecular function (GO): N-acylneuraminate cytidylyltransferase activity
Source: RefSeq, a predicted model, not a curated record
GAGUGAAUGUAAGUGUGUGUGUGUGUGUGUGUGUGUGAGGGAGAAAAAAAAGUUAUAAGUUAUAAGUUAUGAUAGGCAUCUGCCAUAGAAGGCACACACGUAAAGAUCAAGAUGUAAACAAAGUGGCAGCUGUCACUUCACGCCCUGUAACUGUCAAAUCCCUUGUGCUUACAGAGAGAAUACAGUUUGCACCAAGGGAACAAGAGUGCUAAUAUUCCCCACCAACAUUUACAGGUGGCGAGUGGAAGCCAUGGCCCUGACUACUGGUCCCUCAGCUGGUGGGGAGUGGGUGGCUGGCCUGGUGCUGGCAAGAGGAGGCAGCAAGGGAAUCAAGAACAAGAACCUCCUUCAGCUGGAGCACAAGCCACUGCUGAGGAGAACACUGGAGAUCAUGCACAAAUCCAAGUGCUUCCAUAGUGUGUGGGUGAGCACAGACAGUGAGGCGAUAGCGGACUGUGCCCGAGCGGAGGAGGCUGAGGUGCACUGGCGGGCGCCUUACACAGCUACUGAUGAUGCCUCAUCUGUGAGUGCUGUGCAGGAGUUCAUCAAGUUCCACCCUGAGAUCACCAUAGUGUGCCUUGUCCAGUGCACCUCUCCAUUUGUGCAAGUGACCUACUUGCAGGAGGGGAUGCAGAAGAUGGCAAGAGGCUAUGACUCGGUCUUCUCUGUGACGAGGAGGCACUUGCUGAGGUGGUCUGAGGGUGAGUUUACUGUGCCGCAGAACUUCAGUCCAAGACAUCGUCCACGACGGCAGGACUGGAGGGGGGAGCUGUACGAGAAUGGCAUGUUCUAUAUCACCAGGGUGGAGGUGCUCCAGAAGGGUCUGCUGCAGGGAAACAGAUGUGGGUACAUUGAGGUGCCACAGGAAGACAGCCUGGAUAUUGACACUCCCUUUGAUGGCAUUGUUGCUCAGACAUGGAUCAACUACUGUCAAGGUGGAUCCAUAUAGUACUGAGUGUGUGGAUCAUCUACUGUUGAGGUGGAUCCAUAUAGUACUGAGUGUUCAGAGGUGAGUGUUGCAUUUCAGACAAAAAUUAAUACAGGAGUGUUUGGGUAUGAAGUGUAUUUGUUAUAAACAGUUUGUUAAGUAUAUUUAUAACCUCUACUAUAAUGAGUCUUUACAGGUGAAUGUUGCAUCACUGACAAAGAUGAGUACAUGAGUGUUUCUGGAUAAAAACUGUAUUUGUCAUGAACAGUUUAUCAAGUAUAUAUCUAAUAUCUACUGUUUAUUAGCCUCAUAAAGGCAGUGCUUUAUAUGAAUCUCUUUGUUUGUCUUAUGCUGGCUUUUCCUUUGCCACUUUCUACUCCUUUUCAUAAAAAAAUUCCUUCCUCCCAUCAGCCACUGUGUUGUUUGCAAGGAUCUUUCCUCAACUCUUUAUAAAGACAAUGCUUUCUGUGAAUCUCCUUGUUUCUCUUGUGCUGGCUUUUUCUUUCACAUUCUGCUCCUCUUCACAUUACUGCAUCUUUCCUACCAGCCACUCAAUUGUUUUCAAGGACCUUUCUUCAACUCCUGCACCACAGCAAGCAGCCAGCACAUUCCUUUCACAUCUCAGCUUCUCGUCUCUCACGCCAAAACAUUUUCAAGACAUCUUAGAUUGUGAGUGCCAUCAUGAGGUGUUUGUUUAAGGGUACAGCAGGAGUAAAACGUGACACAUGGAAAACAAAAUAACACUUUAUUAUUAAUUAAAGCUAUGCUGAUCAUGUUUGCCAUUCAUUUGCAUGUUGAGUGGCAUAGAUGGAGUGACUGGUCAGGUGAUAACACUGUAAACUAACAUGUUUUGCCAGUAUCCAUUCUACUCAUGUAUGUAAUUAUAAGCUGCUAUACAUUUAGUCAUCAUUUGUUAUAAUGCACCAUAUUGAAGUUAUGCCUAUACAGUAAGUAAAGUUUUGUAUUUAUAUGAUAUUAGUAGAAAUUUAUCACAAAUUUACUAGCAUAGAGGUUGGAAGACGAGAUAUCUAAGCUACAAUUUUUACUCUUAUAUUACUCUUGCACCAAUUUGUAUGAAAGGAAUGACCCUAAGAUAUGGUAAAAAUACUUGUGCACCAUUUCACUACGUAUCAGAGGAAUGACACCAGCUUAAGGCAAAGACAUCUCAGGGUUCUGUGAUACAUUGUUGGGGUUGCUGGGAGAGACUCAGGUCUGCUCACAUCCUCACCCUUACCCUUCCACCAUCAUUAUUGCAAGAUUUCCCUCAUAAUAUUUACAUUCCUGGGGAAUGUCAUGUCAAAGAAAGUUGUAGAUUUUAAGUACAUUCCACCACACUGCAAUGGUCAGUUGACAACAUUCAUGAAAAGUUACCACCACACCUCUCACUGUGGGGCAAGCAAUAAGUGGGGAUAAGGAGUCGGAGGAGGAGCAACUUGAGGUCAAGGUACAAGGAGCAUUGCUGGCUGGUAAUAUAACCACACCAUAAAUCCUUGUUCCCUGCCUUGCUGUGAUCACAAUUCUUCUAUUAUAUUACAAAACUGUCCUUUUCUGAGACAGUUGCCUACUGCCCUGUAGAAUGGUAUCACAACCACCCUCUGAGGGAUAUAUUGCAUCUGGCUGCUGAUUAGAGGGACUCACUAUUUGGCAGUUAUAAAAUGAAUGGCACGAAGAGAGAACCAUUUGACUAGAUGAUACAAAGACACAUAAGGCGCCAUGCUCCAGUAAAGACAUGCACUGCUGGGAAUCAUGUACAGUGUUAUACAAAUCACAAUAGCAGGGAUGCAAAAAUAUGUAGAAAUUAAAUCCAUGAAUAAUAUACAAGUAUAUAAUUAUACUACUGAUGGUGUCCUGCCACAUGGCCAUCUGAGGGAGACUUACCCUCCCUCAGUAAGUCAUAGCCAACAUUCUGCCACACUCACUUAAUGAUGUGGUGGGGACUUAAUUUCACACAACACUCUGAGCUGAAUGUCCUUAUCACUGCACAUGUUGAUCCUUGUGUACAUUGUAAUAAAGGUGCAUAUUAAGAAAUGCUUGCCCUCUCACCAUGACUGUUCUCAAGGUCUCAGAGAUGAUUGGUCAGGUUCUCAAGCAUGUUUUUCUUGCUAGUAGUGUAGAAAUUAUGUUAUUAAUCUGCCACUAAAACCAUGAAAACACCCUUAAAAACCCACAUCACUUGACCACAGUUGUUGAAAACACUCGUGAUGAGAGAGCAAAGUGUUUCUGAAUACACACCAAACUCACGGAAAUUAUCAGCUUGCAUUCUGUGUAGGAUGGGGAUUAUGGCUAAGUUGUGACAAACAGAAGUGUAUAGAAUAUGAUAAAGUAUGUAUAAAAGUAUGCUUGGGGAAGACUUGAUGUAAUAAUCAUCUUGAGGUUUUUACAGCAGCUCACUCUCCACUCCCUCUGUGGAAAUGGUAUACAGUCUUUCUUAGUCUUAAUGUUCAACACUUAAAUCAUCACUUUUUAUAACAGUUUUGCUCAACAUUAUUUAUUCAUCAUCCUAUUCCAACUGUGAGUAGAUUGUGGUGAUUAGAAUUAGGAAAAAAAAAACUAAAGUGACAAAAAGACACUGUCCAUUGAAUAAAAGAGAGGUCUAUAAGAAA